Messenger RNA from Clarias gariepinus (North African catfish), 3585 nucleotides. It is a transcript of the gene tbc1d5, whose product is annotated as TBC1 domain family, member 5. The transcript has 23 exons. NCBI's taxonomy places the organism in Eukaryota, Metazoa, Chordata, Actinopteri, Siluriformes, Clariidae. Gene Ontology annotation, molecular function: GTPase activator activity. The coding region runs from base 203 to 2728 and encodes 841 amino acids. The record is from RefSeq and is a predicted model, not a curated record. Gene Ontology annotation, biological process: activation of GTPase activity.
UUCCGGUCUCGUGUCACGUGUGCUGUGCAGCACUUCCUCCUGUGUUUACAUGCAGCCUGCAGAAUGGAAGGUCCUGCCUGAACAUUAGCAGGUGAACAGUGACUGGACCGAGCUCCUCCCUGUGGUCAGAUCUUCACCCAGCUGUACUGAGUGGUCUCGGUUCUUCAUCUGUGUGCUGUCUGUUUGUGAUUUUUGACAGGACAUGCAGCACGCAAACUUUGAAACGCAGCACCCGCUGCAGACAGAAGAGCAGGAGACCGGCUACGACCCUCUGCAGAACUACAACCAGAACAGAGCGCGAGACGCAGCAGACACUGCUCCAGAGUCGACCUUCCAGUCAUACAGGAGAGAGUGGGAUAACUUGUUCCAGAACAGUAACUAUCUGGCCCGGGUCAGGCAGGCAGGCAUUAACGGUCAGUUAAGGAGCAGCCGAUUUCGCAGCAUAUGCUGGAAGCUCUACUUAGAUCUCCUGCCUGAGGAUAAGAGCCAGUGGAGCAAAAAGAGCAAGGAGCAUCGAGAUCAAUACGAGAGCAUCAAAGAGAGGCACAUCACAAACCCACGCAAAGCUGCAGGCCAGCAGGACCUGGUGGUGAACAACCCGCUGUCUCAGGAUGAGGGGAGUUUGUGGAACAAGUUCUUCCAGGAUAAGGAGUUGAGGAGUAUGAUCAAGCAGGAUGUGCUGAGGACGUUCCCAGAGAUGCGCUUUUUCCAGGAGGAGGAUGUACGGACGAAACUGACUGAUAUCCUUUUCUGCUAUGCACGAGAAAACGAGCAGCUGCUCUAUAAACAGGGUAUGCAUGAGCUGUUGGCUCCGAUAGUGUUUGUUCUUCACUCUGAUCAUCAGGCAUUUCAGCAUGCCAGUGAGACCGGCAGUCCCAGUGAGGAGAUGAAGGUGGUGUUGGAUCCAAAGUUUCAGGAGCAUGAUGCAUAUGCCAUGUUCUCACAACUCAUGGAGACAGCAGAGCCCUGGUUCUCCAGUUUUGAGCGGGAGGUGCGCAAGGGAAAGGAGGAGAUGCUCACCAGCAUUCCGUUCGCCAGACCCCAGGACCUCGGCCCCUCCGUGGCCAUCGUGACCAAAGUCAACCGCAUUCAAGACCAGCUGGUAAAAAAGCACGAUAUUGAACUGCACAUGCACCUGAACCGCCUGGAGAUCGCUCCUCAGAUAUACGGCAUUCGCUGGGUCCGGCUGCUGUUCGGCAGGGAGUUUCCUCUGCAGGACCUCCUGGUGGUGUGGGACGCUCUGCUCGCAGACAGCAUCACGCUGGACCUGGUGGAUUACGUGUUUGUGGCCAUGCUGCUUUACAUCAGAGAUGCACUGAUCGCCAGUAGCUUCCAGACGUGUCUUAGUCUCCUGAUGCACUACCCACCUGUCGGAGACAUUCACGCGCUUCUGCAGAAAGCUCUGUUCCUGAGAGACCCGAAGAACAAUCCAAGACCGGUGAACUAUCAGUUCCAGCAGAACCUUGAGUACUACAAAAACCACGGCACCGACUACGUGGACAGGGCACGGGCUGUUAACCCCAAGGUCGCUCCCCUCAACAUCAACAAGGUCUCCAGCUCGCUGCUCAACUUCGGCAGGAAGCUCAUCGCCCCCAUGGGGACCGCCCCCACCGGCGUCUCUCCAGUCAGUGAAGUGCUUUCAGCUUCGUCUCCACAACCUCCGAUCCCUCGGGCUUUAGCCGAGCAGCCGGCCAACCUCGCGCCGUCUCGCGCACCGGUGCAUGUGGCGCAGCAACGUCUGCUGAAGUCUGAGAGCAUGCCUGUGCAUCUGAGUAAAGAUGUAGGUUCUCCUGGAGUUUCUCAGAUCUCUCUUCCCAGCCAGAUACUCUCUGACAUGCCAGGUCAGACGUCCAGAACGGUGAGCUCCUCACCAAGUGUCGAGAGUCUGUCAGGUGGGAAGGACCAGGCCAUGUCAUCCCCGCCUCUUUGUGCUUCCAAGGGGCGGGACUCGAGCACAUCAUCCCCGCCUCUCUCAGCCACCAAGAAAGAUUUGUUCUUCAACAUCAGUCGUUCACGUUCUCACAGCAAAUCCAUAGGAAAAAGGGACCUGGAAGAGCUGGAGGCCCAAGUGUCCUUACUGCAGGGACAGAUCAAUGAUCUGGAGGCCAUGAGCAAAUACUGUGCCAAGAUGAUGAAUGUGCACAUCGGUAAGAUUCAGGACGUGAUACUGCAGGAGCAUCUGCAGAAGGAGGACGAGGUGCUGGUGUCACUUGCUGGACUUAAGCAGAUUAAAGACAUCCUAAAGGGAGCUCUGCGCUUUAAUCAGAGUCAGCUGGAGGCUGAGGAGAACGAGGAGAUCACUAUAGCAGAUGAUCACUACUGCUCAACCGGUCAGAACACGUCUCAGCAAGAGGAAUCCACAACUGUCAAUGCGGACAUGGACAGCGUUCAGGCAAACCCUCAGCUGGACGUCAGCCAUCACGCUGAGCAAGAGAAAGAAAUGGAGAGAUUGGAAAAGACAACAAUGCCAAGUGAGGGGGCACAUACCACAGAGCCACAGUUUGCUGAGGGGAAAAACUGGGACGACUACAUCCUGGUCUCUCAGGAUGGGGACCUUCAUCCAGCGGAUGGUGAGAUUGCCGCGCCCUUCAAGCAGGGGCGGAGCUUUGGCGUAGCAGAGUUUCAGGACCCUCUCAUGGGAACCACCUCUGGAUCAUCCAGCCCAGAAGAUGGCAGCACUAACAGCAAGGACUCUGAUUUUACCAUCGUUAACCCGGCUGACCUUUGAAACCUAAAAUAAAUUCUGUCCGUCUGAUCUUUAUGCUUUGACUUAGAGGAUCAGACAUUCUGCUGGACUUAUGCACUUGUCAACUUGGGUCGAUUGCCCUGUGGGAUCCAACUUCCCCAAACUCAGACCCCAGUUCAUCAUCUCUUUGUUCUUGUAUGCUUGGAUACUAAAUAUCUGUCUGUACACCUGUAUCAUGUGACACAAAUCUUUUUUGCACAAUAAAUUUAGCUUUCUAGUUACUGUAAGUUACUUUAAAAUAUAAAUCAUCCCAGUUUAUUUGAUAAAUCCUCUCAUCACCCCAUACCACUGCAUAUAACCCCUUCACAGACUCCUACUGUACAUGUAGCCUGACUCCUAAUACUACUCAAAUCUUUAUCACUAUUCAGACCUCUCUUGUUCUUUCUCACUGUUUGCAUAAUGACGGUGAUAAAAAAGAGGGCACUGGCAUACACACACACACACACACACACACACACCAUGUGUCUUAAAUAAAACGAAAAAAGAAAUGUAAUGGAUAUGAGCUAUCAGUAACCUCGCUUUCUCUCUUUAACGUUGAUUGUUUAUGACUCAGUGCCUCAGUACACGUCCAUGUCGUUCUUCUGUUCCAGUGUUUUUUCUUUUUCUUCUAAAUAAUUUUAACCCAGAUUGCAAUAUCUGAUUUUUGCUAAAUUAUGUUUUCCACCUUUUUUUUUUUAAAUCCUUGAUAUGUGAACUGUACCUUUUUUUUUCUCUUUCUUUCUUGUGUCCUUUGUUUAAAUUCUUUCGGCCCUCAAGGUAGCUGUAUGGCAUUGCACGUGUGGGAUGAUGGAAUGAUAUUAACUCCAGAAGAAUAAAAAGGCGUUAUUGCUCUUGCCUAA